This is a messenger RNA of Racocetra fulgida, 338 nucleotides long. NCBI's taxonomy places the organism in Eukaryota, Fungi, Glomeromycota, Glomeromycetes, Diversisporales, Gigasporaceae. The record is from the annotation of a GenBank genome assembly.
AAACUAUUCAAUAUGAAAUGGGCAUUGGGCGAAUGGGUCCUCACCAAAGAAUUAUGCAAAAAUUUGAAAUAAAUUCAACUAAUAUUGAUGAAAGUUCUGUUUUUCGUUUAGAUGAAUUCACUUUUAUCAUUAGAUCAGCCGGAGGUGAAGGUGAUUAUACAGUUCAAAAAACUGGAAAUAAUAAACUAACCCUAGUCUGCAAUUGUAAUGCCUAUUUAAAAAAUCCAGCACUUUGUAAGCACAUAUUUGUGGUAUCCCAAAAAUUCAAUAUUGAAAUGCCAGAGCAAGCAACUUACUUUCUUCCGCACAGUAAUGAUAUACCAGUUAUUAAUGAACAA